CUUUAUGCACCCUUCCUUUCACCACAACCACCACCGCCCCGCAAAAGUCUCCAGCGCAAACGAGCACGCGCCGCGUCGCGGCCAGACACGGCCGAAAUGCAGAACCACGAGCAGUCUGCGCCGCCGGGCCGCGAUGGCCCUCCGAAACCCGCGCGCCCGUCAACAAACAGCGACGCGCACCUCCUUUCGAACCCGCUGAAGCGCCUCUCCCUGCAUACCGCCGCGAACACGCCGCUCCCACAGUCGCCGGGCGUGAACUCGCCCAGAUACCCCUUCGUCCGCCGCAGCUCCAGCGUCGCCAGCCUGAACCGGUCGUCGUCGCCAGCGCCGGCUCUGGCUAGAAAGUCGUCCGCUUCAUCGCUUCGAGGCGACAUGCCCGGCACCCCUCGAGCACCCGUGUCGCGCCGGUCGUCCUUCAACCCCAACAUGCCGUCGCCAGUCAAUGGCAAGUCGCCGCUCGCCACGCAGGUGGAAGAGAAGCCGCCGUUGCGGGCAUGCGAUAUUGCCGAGGACUGCUUCAAGAAAGAGCUGGCGCUGCACGAGGGCAUGGCAGGCGCCGCCAAUGCGGGCACAAUCGUCAUAGUCCACGACCAAUGCUACGGCCACCGAUACUCCAGGCCCAAGGCGUCGAAAGCGCAGCUGAGCACUAUCGUGGAGCGACCGGAGAGGAUCCUCGCAGGCGUGUUGGGCAUAUCCGCAGCCUAUGUGCGGCUUGGAGAACGCCACUGCGAAGGAAGCAACCCGCCCGCCCCAAAUCAGGCCCCGCCCGCGCGCAUCCCAUUCAAGAUCCGCAAGACUGCCCGGAGCGUGGACCUCACGUCUCAAGCAGUCACGAAUGUACACGGCUCGAAGUGGAUGGAGGAACUUAAGUCGCUAUGUAUGGAUGCUGGGCGGAAGUUGGCCUCCACCGGAAAAGAGCUGGUACGAGAUCCGUCAACGGUACCAGGGCAGCCGAAGGAGCAGUUCCAUUCCGGCGACUUAUACCUCUGUCCGGAGUCGUUGCAUGCCCUUCAGGGAGCGCUUGGCGGAGUCUUGGAUGCCGUCGAUGCCGUCUUCCAAGGCUCUGGCAUCGGCAAUGCCACAUCGCGCGCAUUCGUCUGCGUUCGGCCACCUGGUCACCAUUGUUCCGCAGACUGGCCGUCCGGAUUCUGCUGGCUGAACAACGUCCAUGUUGGCAUCGAGCACGCCAUGUUGAAUUACGGCCUCACCCAUGCCGCAAUCAUUGACUUCGAUCUGCAUCACGGAGACGGCUCGCAGGCAAUCACCUGGGAGCGCAACAAGAAGGUGCAAGGCAUGCAUAAGAAUACACCAAACUGGAAGAAGACGUCAAUUGGCUACUUCAGCUUACACGACAUCAACUCCUUCCCCUGCGAAGAUGGAGAUGAUGCCAAAGUUCAGGCAGCUAGCCUCUGCAUCGACAACGCUCACGGCCAAUCCAUCUGGAAUAUUCACCUAGAGCCUUGGUCCACCAUGGAUGACUUCUGGCGAAUCUACGAAGAGAAAUAUUUGAUCCUUCUGGACAAGGUGAGGCAGUACCUCAAGCACCAUACCAAGCGACUCCGUCAAUCUCCAAAUCACCCCACUCCGAAAGCGGCCAUCUUCAUAUCCGCAGGUUUCGACGCUAGCCAAUGGGAGACGGCGGGAAUGCAGCGCCAUGCUGUUAAUGUACCUACCGAGUUCUAUGCGCGGUUUACUCGCGAUGUCGUCCGUCUCGCCGAGGAAGCGGGCACUGGUGUAGACGGCCGAAUAAUUUCAGUCCUCGAGGGCGGGUACAGCGAUAGGGCACUCGCGAGCGGCAUUCUCAGCCACAUCAGCGGCCUCUGUGACGGGCAAGUGUUUUCGGAUGCGCGCCGCUCGAGGGGGCUAGCUUUUGACAUGCAGCAACGGCUCAAUGGCCUGAGCAUGCACGAUCCGGAUUCCCCAAUGCCAUCCACCGAGUCCGAACUGACCCCGGUCACGUACGACCCUCUCUGGUGGAAUGAAACUCAAUUGGCAGAACUGGAGAACCUUGUCAACCCGCCGCCAGUGGUUAUACCAAAGAAGGUGCGGGCGGGACCUCCGGCACACUUCUCCUCUCCGACCCAGUCUUUUACUGCCAAGGUUGUCGAUCCGACCAAGAUCCAUCGUACAGUUUCCGGGAAGUUCCAGUCCGCCAGCCCUUCUAGAGCACCAACGCCACCCCCGCCAGAAGUUGACUGGGCCACGGCUUCCCAUGCUCUCAGUAAGCUGUUGAUUCCUUCGGACCGCCAGACCCACAGCUACAGGGCCGAAGAACUAGCCGAACCGAAAGUCAAGAAGGAGAAACCCGCGCCCGUCCUAACAUCCGUCCAUGUGGAUCCAUCAGGACGCCAGCUCCGUGGUAGAAGGCCUGUAGCUGCGUACGCAGAGCCAGAUUCGGAUGACGAAAAUGCAUCUGUGCGUGCUGAAUCUAAGGCAAACCGCCGUAGAACGAUUGCCGACCUUCCGCUCGCGCCAGCCGAACCUCCAGCACCCGCUCGAUCGGCGUCUCGGCGUAUGAGCAUUGCAUCGAGCAUUGGGUCUGUCAGCGGCGAGAGGAGUGCGAGUCGUGCGUCUACUGUCAUGCCCAGCCGGCGGAGCGUCACACCAGCGCCGGGGACGAAUGGAGUCCAGGUCAAGAAGGCUAGAGGUCCCACUACUGCGACUUCCCGUAUCCCGAGGAACCCGCCUCCGGUACCGCGUGUGCCCUCCAACUACACUAAUGGAACCGCUUCAUCGAAAGACAAGGAGAAGGAGAAGGAGAACGAUAUGGACCAGCUUACCGCUGGCAUGCAGCGUGUCACACUGAAGCUGGCCCCCAAAGACGAAUACGAGGCCCGGCAGAAGCAGAAGGAAGCGGAAAAGAAGACGAAGACGGCAACGACGCGAAAAACACCCGCUGCACGAACCACGAAAUCAGCUGCGAAGACUACCACCACGAGAAAGGCUCCUGGUCGGCCACCCAAAUCAUCCAAGCCUCCCUCGCCUGUCGAGCCUGAAGCGCCCAUUCCCGCACCAGAACCACCCAAAGUGGAGGCGGCCGCCAUGACACCGCUCGAGCAGCCCCAGCCGGUGCCGCCAGAGCAGACACCAAGCGUCAUUGAGCAAUCGGGACCCGCGCAACCCAUCCAGUCUAUCGUAUCUCCUCUUCCUGCAGAUCGCCGACAAUCAACCGACAUAGUACAGCCCCCAACCGAUCUCACCGACAUGAAAAUUACCCCGGAGCAACUCCCCAAAUCUUCGUUCGUGACAUCCGUCGAGCCCCUCCCCAUGACCACUUCUCCACCUCGUCCUGACACGCCACCUCCACCCCCGCCGUCGAAGAUCCCGCAGUUCGUCAACUACUCCAGCCAGACUUUCGGUACUGCACCUUCGCAAGCCGCUCAAGCGGCAGCCCACUUCGCGUUCCAAGACGCUCAGCAAUUGCAGUGGAUGCCUCCGAAUUCAGACGCUGGGCUAUCUACUACUUCGACUAGCGAAUCUCGGCCAAUGUCUCCUUCGACCAAGCGACAAGACUUGCCUGUCUUCACGGCGAAUGGUAUGAUUCCGUUUGCGUCAAACCCGGCUGCUGCGACGAGUGCGAGCGGUACUGUGUCUGCUGAGAUGCGGAAUGGAGAUAGUGUGAAGAGUGAAGAAAAGGCGAAGGAUAUCUGGGAUGUGCCUGAUACGCCUGCUCGCUAAGCAGCCUGUGUCUGGCUCUGGUGUUUUGUCUGAUGGAGUUCUUGAUCAACGUUUAUAUUGGAACAACAAUGGUUUGCGCCAUCCUUAUUGACGCGGCAUAGCGCAAUGGUUCGUUGGGACUCCUAGUAUUGAGUGUUAAGGGAUGCAAGGCGUUCAUAGGUUUUGUUUCCUCCCAGAGGUGUUAGCCGGAUCCUGUGCUGCGGCCUGGUAUGGCACCCCCCUUUUCCCUUGACACCCCCUCUAAUGUAUGCUUGUAAUGCUCUUUUUGCUCGGUAGCGUGCGUCUAGGGUCAGAUACCUGUUAGUGAUACCCGCCUUUGUUACAGGCUUGCGGGACGGCUUUGGGAGCUUGAUUAA
This is a messenger RNA of Trematosphaeria pertusa, 4034 nucleotides long. RefSeq names its product Arginase/deacetylase. Gene Ontology annotation, molecular function: histone deacetylase activity. The transcript has a single exon. The record is from RefSeq and is a predicted model, not a curated record. The coding region runs from base 97 to 3678 and encodes 1193 amino acids. Lineage: Eukaryota; Fungi; Ascomycota; Dothideomycetes; Pleosporales; Trematosphaeriaceae. Gene Ontology annotation, cellular component: nucleus.